Messenger RNA from Bemisia tabaci, 3550 nucleotides. RefSeq lists its product as uncharacterized. NCBI's taxonomy places the organism in Eukaryota, Metazoa, Arthropoda, Insecta, Hemiptera, Aleyrodidae. Gene Ontology annotation, molecular function: peroxidase activity. The record is from RefSeq and is a predicted model, not a curated record.
UUUUCAAUUUCACAUUGUCAGUGGCACGUCAGUUUACGGCCGCCUAUCACUCAAGAUAAUUUCGAAUAGAACAUCAUGUAGUUCUGCAUAUAAUUCCAGCCGACUUGAAUAUUUAACAUUGUGUCUCAAUGCAUCGUGGCAAUUUUUAUGAAUAUGUGAGCACUAACUCAGAAAUGUAAACUAUAUCAAACUAUUACGAGGAAAAAUUCACAAGAAGUCUCAAAAAUCCGGAAAGCCAGAGGUUUUAGUACAUUAUUGUUCCGUUACAUUUUCGCACAUUGCAUUUGCUCCGUAACAAAAUAUUAAUAUGAUCAGCAUUAUCAUAUUGUUGCUCUUUUUCAUAAACCAGAGUUUAUGUCUCAGUAAGGGACCCGAGGAGUGCCCUUUCAAAGCUCGAAUAGGACAGCAAAAUUUUCCAUUGCCAGAUCUGCUAGCAAAUUUUAAAGUAGAAGCACAAAAUAUUCAUCUCCAGCCCGGAGAAUACUACCCAUUUUCUGAAACUCAAGCAAAUCCCGAUUCAGGCGCACAAAAAAUAAACUUGGGAGUACCCCAAGGAUGUCCUUUCAAGGCUCCAGAGGGCCAGAAAAAUCCUCCUGUGCCAGAAGGAGUAACAAAUUCCAACGUAGAAGCACAACAUAUUCCCCUCGAACUAGGAGAAAACUAUCCAUUACCUGACGCUGAAAUAAAUCCUAGUUCGGGAGCACAAAAAAUCGACUCUGCAGUGCCCCAUGGGUGUCCUUUCCAAGCUCAAAAAAACCAGGGAAACACUCCACAUCCAGAAGUGAGAGCAAGUUCCAGUGUGAAAGCACAAAAUUCUCACCCCUCACUCGGAGAAAACCACCCACCUCCCGCCGAAAAGGAGGAUUCCAACUCAGGAGCACACAAAAUUGAGCCUGAAGUACUUCAAGAAUGUCCUUUCAAGGCUCAAAUAGACCACCAAAAUCUUCCAUUUCCAGAAGUGGGAACAAGUCCUAAAAUGGGAGCACAAAAUAUUCAACUCAAUCUCGGGGAGAACCACCCCUCCUCCAACCUCGCAGAAACUUCUAAUCCAGGAGCACAGAAAAUCGUCGUCACCGGAAAGCAGGGCCCUCCGUUCUUCAACCUGGGAACAAGCACCAACGCGGAGCCCCUAAAAAUUGACGUGACCGGCGAGCAUAAAUUCACACCACCAGGACCGGAGGACCAGAGAGGCCCUUGUCCAGGGCUGAACGCUCUCGCCAACCACAACUACCUCCCACACAACGGCGUCGCGACCAUCCCGGAAUUCGUCGAGGCGACCAACACCGUCUUCGGGAUGGGCAGGGACCUAGGGACGCUCCUAGCCGUGUACGGCGCCGUCGUCAACGGGAAUCUAUACUCCUGGAGCAUCGGAGGACCCAGCAAAAGAGUCACCCUAGGGAGCCUCUUCAGUCAACCCCAGGGACUCUCUUUCAGCCAUAACAAAUUCGAGGGCGACGCUUCAGCGACCCGCGGUGACCUCUAUCAAUACGGAGAUGCCUCGAAGCUACAACUAUCGCAGUUCGGAGAUUUGUACGCAAUGACGAACGAAUCGUAUGAUACAGGCGUGAUGAACGCCUUCCUCACAAAAAGGCUCGCUCAAAGCAAGAGGGAGAACCCGUAUUUCUUCUUCGCCCCUAUCUCUGGACCUCUGGUCACAGUUGGCGCGUACCAAUUCGUAUAUAGAUUCAUGGGCAACAAAUCCAAAGAAUAUCCCGAAGGAAAACUCAACCGUGAGGUGCUGAAAUCCUUUUACGCUGUCGGCGGGACUGAUAAAAACCUCACUUACACCCCGGGCAACGAGCGUAUCCCUGAAAACUGGUACAGGUACCCGAAAGGUCAAGAGUACACUUUGAUUAGUUUUUUCAGGGAUUUGACUAAUGCGGCGUUGAGACAUCCGGAGAUCCUCGAGAUUGGCGGCAACACUGGCAAAGUCGACAGUUUCGUGGGGAUCGACAUCUCGAGACUAACGGGUGGCACAUACAAUGUGAACAGCCUUUUACAGGGCAACAAUUUAGCGUGUUACGCCUUUCAAAUGGCUCAGGAGACUAUGCCGGAUAUUUUCAAGGGGUUCUUCAGCGCUAUGAUUUCAGCGGUCCUGGCGGUCAUCAACACGGUUUUCAGCGCUGCAAGUCCCUCGCUUAGAUGCCCGCAGCUGUCGGACUAUAAUUCGUCGUUGCUCUUGAUAUAUCCAGGAUACACGGGGCUGCAAAAUGGAAGCUACGAAGCUCCACACCCACCACAACCGUAAAUCGACGAUGGCCAUACUUAUUGAAAGUGAUUUUUCUGUCAAGCAGGUUUCUGGUGUGAUCGAAGUGGCAUGCGUAAUAUUGCAUCGAUCGUGUCAAAAAUCUCGGCAGAUUUAGAAUUUUUAGCCGAAAAAAGGACGAUAGCUCCUGCAUAUGAGCCUUAAAAAAUCAUUCUAAACCGAAAAAAUCGGGAAAAUCUGGAGAAAUGAAGGCAGAAUCCUGUCCGGAAAAAAGUCUCGCAUUCGAUACAGUUAUCGAUUUCUGAAUCGAAUACGAAGUUUUUAUCAGACAGGAUUCUGCUUUCGUUCAGGUUUCAGUUGUCGAUUUCCGUAUGGAAUGGGAUGGUUUUUUUUUAAAUUCUGCUUUCAUUCCUCUAGAUCUUUGUAAUUUUUUUGUUUAGAAUGAUUCUUUAGGCUCAUACGCAGGGGUGUUCGUCCUCUUUUUGACUGAAAAUUCGUAACAUGCAGAGAUUUUUGACAUAAUCGAUUCAAUAUAUCGCAUGCCACUUCGACCAUACGUAAGAAACCUAGACGAAUCACCUUAAGAUAGAUUCUCAGCGUUUGCGCAGUGAUUUCUGGGUAUCGUGGAUAUAAUUAAACGUUUGAUCAUUGUGCGGGUAAUUUUAGAAAAAUUGAACACUCAACCGAUACGAUUCAGGGCACGGCCGAUGUAUCGUCGCUCCUCCGAUGUAAGAGCGUAUCUCUGGUUCCACAUGAGCCGUGGAAAGAAUAGAGUUAUAUGGAGAAUGGGGCUCACGUGGAAAUCGAGAUACGCUCUUACAUCAGAGGAGCGGCAAUGUUCCAAAUAUUAAUCAUUUACCUAAGUAGCUGAUUUUGAAGAAAAUCAACAAUUCAGUCUCCAUAUCAAUCAAUGAGGAAAGUCCGUACCAAAAAUCAUCUUCUAAAAGCUUUAAGUAUAGUCAGAGGUACCGGUUACAAUUUGCAGUCGGUUUCAAUGUACCGAUUUCAAUCGGAUAAUUAACCGGAAACAGCACUUCUAACUUCGUAAAAAGAUUCUGAGUACGAUUUUCGAGACGGACAUUCUAGAAACUAAAGUUUCGAUUUUUCUACAUUAAUCCACCCGAUUGUAAAAAUUUAGAUCAUAUUGAUCGAAUCCCCCAUUGCGCCAAAUCUGAUGGUGCUUUGACGUUGAUUCCAAACGUUCACGUAAUACUCAUCGCAGAAUCGGUUGAGGAAGUAACCGUAGCAAAAGUAAUCGAAAGGUGACAUGCAUGACACAUCCCAAAUAGCACAGAUUGUAAUAAGUAGCGAUUAAAUUGUAAAAAUAUUACAAUUCCACUGAGU